CACGAAAGACAGACAUAACGAAACAAUUGAGACUUUUGACAUUCAUUGAUUUACAUUUCUUCCCAUCAUCUUCCUUAAUCCUUUUGCAUUUGAAACCCUAGUCUCUUUUUUUCCACCACAUUAUGUGAGUUCUUUCAUUUCCAAUCACUUAUAUAUAGUCCAUUCAUAUAUAUAUAUAGGACACCACAGGUUUACCUUCUUCUGAUCAUUUCCACAAGGCAAUCAUGGCUAAAUCUUGUGUUUGGGUGAUAUGUUUGUUCUCUCUCCUCCUUGGUCAUGGUGUUCUUGAGCUUGAAGCUUCCCAGCAUGAAUACAGAAACCCUCAAUCUAUGCAAUCUCAGUCAUCAAAACGUCAGCCUUACAGAACUGCAUAUCACUUCCAACCUCCCCAGAAUUGGAUGAAUGACCCUAAUGGACCCAUGAUUUACAAGGGGAUUUACCAUUUGUUCUACCAGUACAACCCAUAUGAAGCAGUUUGGGGGAACAUAGUUUGGGCCCAUUCUACAUCAACAGACCUCGUCAACUGGGCCGCACAUCCACCAGCCAUAUACCCAUCCCAUCCUUAUGAUAUCAAUGGAUGCUGGUCAGGUUCUGCCACAAUUCUCCCCGGUGAAAAACCAGCCAUUCUCUACACUGGAAUAAACCCCCAGAACCGCCAAGUUCAAAACCUAGCCAUGCCCAAGAACCUAUCAGACCCCUUCCUCAUAGAAUGGGUUAAAUCACCUUAUAAUCCGAUACUCAUACCCACUUUCGAAAACAAUAUCGAUCCGAGCUCGUUUCGAGACCCAACCACUGCUUGGCUUGGUCCUGAUGGGAGAUGGAGAAUGAUCAUCGGAAGCAAUAGAAAUGGCCGUGGAAUGGCACUUCUUUACAGAAGCAAGGAUUUUAUUCACUGGAAAAAAGCUCAGCACCCUCUUCACUCCUCUAAGGACACUGGAAUGUGGGAGUGUCCUGAUUUUUAUCCAGUUUCUAAUAGCAGCAAAAAUGGUUUCGAUUCAUCGGUGAUUGGUUCGGGCAUUAGGCAUGUUCUUAAGGCAAGCUUGGGUGGAACUGGGCAUGAGUACUAUACUGUUGGAACUUAUAAUCCUGAGAACGAUACCUAUGUUCCAGACAAGGGAUUUGUAGAUGACAGUAGGGGGUUGAGGUAUGAUUAUGGAAAGUUUUAUGGUUCAAAAACUUUCUUUGACAGUGCUAAGAACAGGAGGGUCUUGUGGGGUUGGAUCAGUGAAUCGACAAAUGCAACCAUUGAUCUUACGAAGGGAUGGUCUGGACUUCAGGCAAUUCCUAGGAAGCUUUGGCUAGACAAAUCUGGGAAGCAAAUAAUGCAAUGGCCAGUUAAAGAGAUUGAAAAGCUACGUACUAACCAGGUUAACUUACCCAGCAAAGUGCUUAUUGGAGGGUCAGUGCUUGAAGUUGCUGGGGUCACAGGUUCACAGGCAGAUGUAGAUAUUCUAUUUGAAAUAUCAGACUACGAGAAAGCGGACGUGUUGGACCCAAGUUGGACUAACCCACAAGAGCUCUGCAGCCGGAAUGGUGCCUCAGUUAAAGGUGGGCUAGGACCAUUCGGGUUAAUGGUUUUGGCUUCAAAGGACUUGCAGGAGUACACGGCAGUUUUCUUUAGAAUUUUCAAAGUUCAAACAAAUUAUGUGGUGCUCAUGUGCACUGACCUUAGCAGGUCUUCGUUACACUUAGAUUAUGACAAACCCACAUAUGGAGCUUUCAUGGAUUUGGAUCCUGUUCGAGAGAAGUUGUCACUGAGGAGUUUAAUAGAUCACUCCAUUGUAGAGAGCUUUGGUGGUGAAGGAAAGGCAUGCUUCACAGCUAGAGUUUAUCCCACCAUGGCCAUUGGUGAUGGGGCCCACUUGUUUGCCUUCAAUAAUGGAACUGAGAAUGUUACAAUCUCAAGCUUGACUGCAUGGAGUAUGAAGAAAGCUCAAAUCAAUUAAGACAUUAUUAUUUAUGGGGAAAAAAUCUCAAUAAAUUCUUCACAAUAUUCUACGAUUAUUUUUAGUUAUUCACGUGACUAUAUUGUUGAUGAUAAAUUUUGGAACCCCUAAUUAACCAAUUUGUUAUUGGUAUUUCUCCGUUGUAUUGUUGAUACCAAGUUUUUAGUCCUAAU
Ilex paraguariensis (yerba mate) is the source of this 2119-nucleotide messenger RNA. NCBI's taxonomy places the organism in Eukaryota, Viridiplantae, Streptophyta, Magnoliopsida, Aquifoliales, Aquifoliaceae. The record is from the annotation of a GenBank genome assembly.